UAUUUUUUGAUUGAUCAUUCAUAAAGAUAUUUUGGGCCACUCUCUCUUUAAAGGAUCAAAAAAAAGCAAAAUCAUUUUUUUCAACAACUAAGUAAAAAUAUGGGCGCAUGCGUUUCGCUCUGUUUAUCAGUGGAUUCCAAAAACGAGAAUCUCGUGAUCUCCUCGCCGGUCAAACCGAGCUCCUUCCCGGUCAACGGCCGGGAUCAUUCCGCCGCCGUGUUGGCCGUCACAGCAAGCCUCUCUCUUCCCGGUUCCCGCGGCGGAGGUAGCAAGGAUGAUGCGUUCUUCGACUCACAACCCUGGUUGGAAUCGGAUUGUGAAGAUGAGUUUUUAAGUGUCAAUGGUGAUUUCACCCCAUCUCGCGGAAGCACUCCUGUCCACCACAGAUUCUCUUCCGGGAAUCCAGCGGUGAAUAAGCCCCAACCCGUACCUGAGCCUUUACCAGAGCCAUUUCCGAACAAGAGGCUCUCGGAGCUCUUCCAAGAGAGCUUACGCCACCAGCAAGGUGGGGACAAGGAGGAUGAAGCCAGCGAGGAGAGCGUCAUUGCUGGAAACGAAGAAACGAGCGAAAGAAGUGGGAAUGAAGCAGUGAGAGAGGAGCAGUCGGCGCAGUGUUGCAUUCCCAGGUUGCGUUCAAGACGACCCUCAACGAAAGCACGGGUCGAGAAAGUUUAGACACCAUUAACAUGGUGAGAAUCAUAUGUGGUGAGAUACACAGGUCACCCACUUAUAAGUUUUAGCAAUGUGGAUGAACUAGCAAAGUAAAUAUAUUUGAGUAUUUGACAAUCCUAUUAUCUAAAUUUUGUGCAAAGGGACAUUAAGUUCCUGAGAAUAGUAUUUACACCCCGAAUUUCGGUUUCAAGGUUAAGGUUAUUUGGUUAUUCGCAUAA
This is a messenger RNA of Salvia splendens (bonfire salvia), 890 nucleotides long. RefSeq lists its product as uncharacterized. The record is from RefSeq and is a predicted model, not a curated record. Lineage: Eukaryota; Viridiplantae; Streptophyta; Magnoliopsida; Lamiales; Lamiaceae. The transcript has 3 exons. Bases 100 to 675 code for a protein of 191 amino acids.